UCAAAAAAUAAUUUUCGUAUUGCGUCUCAUCAGUUUAUUCGUUAUGUUCGUGGAACUAUUAGUGCCAAUAUUAGUUUCAAUAAUAACAGUAUCUGAUGCAUCGAAUAUUCUUGUGGUGAUUCCGACUCCCGCUUAUAGUCAUCAAAUCAGCUUACGUCCGAUAUGGAAGGAAUUAUUAGCAAACGGCCAUCAAAUAACACUGGCUACGACGAAUCCCAUUCAAGAUCCCUCUCUGGACAACCUGAAGGAAAUAGACAUGCACGAAACGUAUUCUUUAAUGUCAUCUUUCUAUUCUCAGUUGCCCAAGGUGAAUAAAUUUAAAAGUAUAAGUUUGGCUCACGAAACUCUUGAUUCUAUAUUAGAUUACCAACUAUCUAAAUAUCUUUUGCCUUCUAUUAGAAACGAGACAAUUUAUGAUCUUGUGAUAGUGGAAUCCCUCUUACCAGAGUAUUUGACAUUUGGUGAUUAUUUCCAAUGUCCCACUAUAAUGAUAGCAUCUUUCGAAGUAACGAAUAUGGUUUAUAACUAUGUAGGUAAUCCAACGAAUCCUGCUGUUUAUCCGGACAUGUUGUUGCCGAUAGUUGCCGGAAAACUCAAUUUUAAAGAAAGAUUAGUCAGUUUUCUCUACGAUCAUUUAUUUCACCUCUAUAAAAUAUUCAUAAGCUAUCCGACGAGAAGAAAAAUUUUGGAAAAAUAUUUUGGACAAUCAGUACGUUAUAUUGAAGACUUAUAUUAUGAUAUAGACUUACUUAUGUUAAAUGUAAACCCUAUUAUCAAUGAUAUCAAGCCAGUUGGACCUGCAACUAUUUCUUUUGGAGGUGCCAUUCAUGUUUUACCUGCGAAACCGCUACCCAAGGAUUUGCAGGAGUAUUUGGACAGUGCGACGGAAGGAUGUAUUUAUUUCAGCUUAGGAACUAAUUCCAAAAGCAUACAUCUGGAGCAAAAGAAAAUUGAAAUAAUCAAAGAAGCUUUGGGCGAACUACCAUACAAAAUUUUAUGGAAAUUUGAAUCUGAAGAAGUGACGAACUUGCCGAACAAUAUCAAACUCAUUUCUUGGGUACCACAACAAGAUAUACUUAGACAUCCCAACGUGAAAUUAUUCAUUACACAAGGAGGAAUUCAAUCUUUAGAAGAGGCCAUUGUCAAUCAUGUACCGAUGGCCAUGCUACCCGUAUUUGGCGAUCAGGAAGCUAACGCAAAAAGAAUGGAAUUGAAGGGUAUUGCUAAAAUAAUACCUCACCAACCACUUCCUGAUAAAGAUGAAUUCAAGAGGAUAAUAUUCGAACUAAUUAAUGAUUCUAAGUAUAAAGACAAUAUCAUCAAAAUUGCAAAUCUGCUACUGGAUCAACCGAUGGGAGGAGUCGAGAAAGCCGUGUGGUGGAUAGAAUAUGUGAUUAGACAUAAAGGAGCAAAACAUCUGCGAAAUCCAGCACUAGACGUACCUUUUUACCAAUACUACUCCUUAGAUGUUAUAGCUGCACUUCUUUUGAUUACUUACAUUUUAUUUAAACUAGUUUUAAUCGUAGCAACUAUCAUGUUACAGAUAGGUAGAACUCUUUUGAGUUUUGUUAAAAUAAAAAACCAAAAGAAGAAGACGAAUUAAUAAAUCGAUUCAAUAUU
This is a messenger RNA of Diorhabda sublineata, 1620 nucleotides long. RefSeq names its product UDP-glycosyltransferase UGT5-like. Lineage: Eukaryota; Metazoa; Arthropoda; Insecta; Coleoptera; Chrysomelidae. The record is from RefSeq and is a predicted model, not a curated record. Gene Ontology annotation, molecular function: UDP-glycosyltransferase activity. The transcript is spliced from 4 exons. Bases 44 to 1603 code for a protein of 519 amino acids.